This is a messenger RNA of Venturia canescens, 1855 nucleotides long. Its product is annotated as apyrase. The record is from RefSeq and is a predicted model, not a curated record. Gene Ontology annotation, biological process: AMP catabolic process. NCBI's taxonomy places the organism in Eukaryota, Metazoa, Arthropoda, Insecta, Hymenoptera, Ichneumonidae. The coding region runs from base 10 to 1722 and encodes 570 amino acids. The transcript is spliced from 11 exons. Gene Ontology annotation, cellular component: plasma membrane. Gene Ontology annotation, molecular function: nucleotide binding; 5'-nucleotidase activity; metal ion binding.
UUCGAACUAAUGAUGAACCGUCGCACUCCAGCCAUAGUUAUCUUUCUUUUAAUAUUCGAGAUUUGCGACGGCCGCACAGCUCGGGGCGAAUUCUAUCCGGGAAGGCCCGAUCUCUUCGAGCUGUCGAUUAUUCACUUGAACGACUUCCACGCCAGGUUCGAGCAAGUGAGUCCAACGGCUGGAACGUGUCCCCAAGACAGGGAAGAAGAAUGUGUCGGAGGCUUGCCGAGAGUGUACACAGCGACGAAAGAGCUGAAGAGCCAAAGACCAAACGCGAUAUUCCUCAACGCCGGUGAUCAUUUCCAGGGAACGCUUUGGUACAACGUGUAUCGAUGGAACGUAACAGCAACGUUUAUGAACAUGCUUCCUCACGAUGUCAUGACCAUUGGAAAUCACGAGUUCGACAACGGCAUUGCGGGAGUCGUUCCCUUUCUUCAAAAUGUUAAGGCCCCGGUGGUCGUAACCAACAUCGAUGCCAGUGACGAGCCAACGUUUCAAGGUCUGACUAAAAACAGCACAAUUAUUGUACGCGAUGGUCGAAAAAUCGGAGUAAUCGGUGUCGUGCUCUCGACCUUUGACGAAAUCGCUAGCACGGAAAAACUCAAAUUUCUCGACGAGGUCGAGUCCGUGAAUCUGGAGGCAGAGAAACUCAAAAGAAACGAGGCCGUGGACAUAAUCGUGGUCCUCAGUCACUGUGGCAUCGAGGUUGACAAAAAAAUGGCCGAGAAUUGUCCAAGCGUCGAUGUCAUCGUCGGUGGACACUCGCACACGUUCCUCUAUUCCGGCCCUCCACCGUUCAUCGAUACGGCAGAGGACGAGUACCCGGUCGAGGUCAGGCAGAAGGAUACCAACAGAACCGUCCUGAUCGUUCAGGCUGCUGCUUACACCAAAUAUUUGGGCAAUUUGACUGUGUGGUUCGAUAAUGACGGUGAAAUCGUCGACUGGGAAGGUGACCCUAUUCUGUUGGGUCAAGGCAUUCGACAAGAUCCGCAGAUUCUCAAAGCUUUGGAGCCGUGGAAAACGGCAGUCGAUUCGAUCGGUAAAAAAGAAAUUGGGACAACGAAAGUGGUCUUGAGAAACGAUUGUCGAAAAAACGAGUGCAAUCUUGCUAAUUUUGUCACCGAUGCGAUGGUUGACGCGUGGAUGAACGAAGCUGAGAAUGGAUCGUAUUGGACUUACGCGGCGGUUGCCUGUACGAAUUCCGGCGGUCUGAGGACCCCAAUCGGUAAUCACGUCAACGAUCGUGUAACGUACAACGAUCUUAUCACUACGAUGCCUUUCGAAAACACUUGGGACGUUCUCGAACUUCAAGGACGCGACAUCAUUGCGCUACUGCUGCAGAGCGUUGGUGACGAAGGCUCCAAUUUAAUCCCUGCAGCACACAGCUUCCUCCAUUGGUCAGGGCUGAAAACGACUUUUGACAUGAGCAGAGAACCUCAUGAGCGUCUUGUAGAGGCAAAAAUCAGGUGCCAGAAGUGCGAUCUACCGGUCUACGAGAAAAUCGACCCCGAUCAAUGGUACCGGAUCGUCGCAUGUUCCUUCCUCGUCCAAGGUGGCGAUGGCUACGAUAUUUUCGCAGAAAAUCGUCGCAAUCAUAAAGUCGGUAUGGUGGACAUUGACCAAAUUGUUGAUUAUUUUCAACGCAUGAAUCCUGUCACCAAGGGAAAUGAAAAUCGUGUACGCUUUAAGAACGUUCCAGAAAAAAAUAAAAUAAAACCUUAAUUGGCCUUUUUUAAUAAAACGUCGAAAAAGUUUGAAAGAUAUUCCACAAUUGGUUAAUGCUGUUAGAAUCGACAAAAAAAGUUUUAAAAAAAUCGAUUUUCACAUAUAAUUUAAUAAAAUAUACAAAAAUUUA